Bacidia gigantensis is the source of this 1410-nucleotide messenger RNA. RefSeq lists its product as uncharacterized. The transcript is spliced from 2 exons. NCBI's taxonomy places the organism in Eukaryota, Fungi, Ascomycota, Lecanoromycetes, Lecanorales, Ramalinaceae. The record is from RefSeq and is a predicted model, not a curated record. Bases 1 to 1410 code for a protein of 469 amino acids.
AUGACAGUAUCAGCUAUCUCGCCCAAGAAGAAGCUCGAGGCGAAAGAUCCUUCGACACUGCUUGAACAUGAUUUCGAGAAGAAUCCGAAAACUAUUGAACGCCUCGGAGUCCACUGCCCCAUUGAAAUAUUUAACGAUGCGAUACAGGCAUUCUCAACGGAGAAGGCAUUGGAAAAGGCACUUGACUUUAAGGAGACACGCGAACAACAACGCCACACGAGGGCAAUUCAUGAGAUCGUACCAUAUAUUCCAACCGCGAAUGCUGACAAGAUUUACCACAAAACUUUGAAGCAGCAUAGCCAAUCAGUCAUUGAGAGUAACAAGUUUACCGAUGCCCAGAAGGUCAAAAUCGCGAUCAUUGCGCAUAUCCGCCAUGUCUACACUGAUUAUGAUGAACUUAUGGACAAUGACCAGGACAAAGACAUGGGCGCUAAGAAAACCCGCCAAAGGAAUGCCGUCAAGUCAGAAGUCAUAAAUAUCGCACGUCAAUGGGGAUACAAGGGCAACAUCCUCAAGUCAGAUGUAGGCGAGCGAAUGAACCGGGAUGACAUACGAGCCGUAAAACCUCGUUCCCGAGUCGGCAAACCCAGCAAUCCCCUGAAGACGGCGCUGAAGGUAAGGAAAGAGGCUCUUAAAGAAGUGCGUACGGAGCGACGGAGACACAAAAAGCAGAUGAGGCAACACAAGCAGAUUGAAAGUAUUCCAGAACACGACGAAGUCGCCCAAAUGCCUGGAAUCAGCUUCGAUGAGAUGACCAAUAUAGAAGGCGUCGAGUGGGAAGUACACCAGGCGCUAUUUGACUACGUAUUGAAUCCGGUCAAUUACCUACAAGUGCCUAAAAAGCUACGGCACCCAAUGUUCCAGCUACAACGUGAAAUUGUCUUAAGGAUGGGAUUGAAAAACUAUCGCCAAUAUCAGCUCGACCUGGCCAUACAGCAGGAGCAAGGUCUGCGGCCCACUUCUAGCACAGUAGUGCAUAGCAGUGCCGUAAUUCCUCACCGGCUUGGUUUACCUCUGCCAGCAUUUCAGGACUUUGCGCUUUCUCCCGAGGUCAGAGCACAUAAGACUCUGAAUCCAACGCCGCCAAUUUCAGCGGGUGAACAUGAUCGACUGAACGUAGGCAACGAUAUCAUGUCUAUUUCCAGUAUCUCAGCAGGCGAAGGCGAUAAGCAAAGCAUAGGCAGCGACGCCAUGUCAAUCUCAGAUGAUUCAGCCACGGACAAUGAACUUAUCCAAGGCGCACAAAGCGCCACAAACGUGGAGAGAAAACAAAGAAAAGAAGGGAGCCGAAGACCAUGGAGGAAAUUUGCGAAGGCCGAAGUGAGCAACCUUGCAAUACGUACGAUGGAGUCAUUGAGCACCACCCAUGCUGCGCCACUGGACCAUGAGCUGGAUUUCAUUUUACUGUGA